AUGUCUGAUAACAAAUUUGCUGAAGACCCCAUCCAACAGCUUUGGACCCUAGAAUCAGUCGGAAUUGUUGAUCAAGAUAUGUCACCUGAGGAUAAGUUUGUACUGGAAGAAUUCAAGAAUUCCAUCAAUAUGGUUGAAGGACGAUAUGAGGUAUCUCUCCCCUGGAAAGUCGAUAAGAAACAACUCCCUACCAACUUAGCACUCUCGAGGAAGAGACUGAACAGUACUAUUCACAAGCUGAAACAAACUAAUAAAUAUCUGGAAAUUUAUGACCAGAUCAUCAAAGAACAACUGUCUCUUGCCUUCAUUGAAACAGUGCCAGAAGAAGACCACAAGUUGACAAAUGUCCAUUAUUUACCCCAUUUACCUGUGAUUAAGGAUUCAACUACGAUGCCCAUUCGUAUUGUGUUUGAUACAAGUGCCCGGAUGGACAAGCAAGCCCUUAGUCUGAAUGAUUGCUUAUACUCUGGCCCAUCCUUGACUAGUCAUCUAACCGACUUGUUGAAAUUCCGUCUCGACCCAUUUGCGGUAUCGGCAGACAUCAGCAAAGCCUUCUUACUGGUAGGUCUCUAA
Messenger RNA from Macrobrachium nipponense, 573 nucleotides. RefSeq lists its product as uncharacterized. The record is from RefSeq and is a predicted model, not a curated record. Bases 1 to 573 code for a protein of 190 amino acids. The transcript has a single exon. NCBI's taxonomy places the organism in Eukaryota, Metazoa, Arthropoda, Malacostraca, Decapoda, Palaemonidae.